Oncorhynchus nerka (sockeye salmon) is the source of this 11921-nucleotide messenger RNA. Its product is annotated as sodium- and chloride-dependent taurine transporter-like. Bases 1079 to 2959 code for a protein of 626 amino acids. Gene Ontology annotation, biological process: sodium ion transmembrane transport; neurotransmitter transport; taurine transmembrane transport. Gene Ontology annotation, molecular function: taurine:sodium symporter activity; gamma-aminobutyric acid:sodium:chloride symporter activity. The record is from RefSeq and is a predicted model, not a curated record. Lineage: Eukaryota; Metazoa; Chordata; Actinopteri; Salmoniformes; Salmonidae. Gene Ontology annotation, cellular component: plasma membrane. The transcript has 14 exons.
GACUGAGAAAGAGACAGAGAGAGAGAGUUACAGAGAGAGAGAGACUGAGAAAGAGAGAGACAGAGAGAGAGACUGAGAGAGAGACAGAGAGAGAGAGUUACAGAGAGAGAGAGACUGAGAAAGAGAGAGACAGAGAGAGAGAGUUACAGAGAGAGAGAGAGACUGAGAGAGAGACAGAGAGAGAGAGUUACAGAGAGAGAGAGACUGAGAAAGAGAGAGACAGAGAGAGAGUUACAGAGAGAGAUAGACUGAGAAAGAGAGAGACAGAGAGAGAGAGAGUUACAGAGAGAGAGACUGAGAAAGAGAGAGACAGAGAGAGAGUUACAGAGAGAGAGAGACUGAGAAAGAGAGAGACAGAGAGAGAGUUACAGAGAGAGAUAGACUGAGAAAGAGAGAGACAGAGAGAGAGAGAGUUACAGAGAGAGAGACUGAGAAAGAGAGAGACAGAGAGAGAGUUACAGAGAGAGAGAGACUGAGAAAGAGAGAGACAGAGAGAGAGAGUUACAGAGAGAGAGAGACUGAGAAAGAGAGAGACAGAAAGAGACAGAGAGAGAAACGACGGAGAAAGAGAAGUAGAAAGAGAGCGAGAGAGACACAGAGAGACAGAGAGACGGAAAGAGAAACGACAGAGAGAGAGAGAUAAAUGACAGAGACAGAGAGAGAGAGAGAGAGAGACGACAGAGAGAGAAGUAGAAAGUGACGCAGACAGAGACGCAGAGAGAGACAGAGAGACGCAGAGAGAGACACAGAGAGAGACAGAGAGAGAGAGACGGAGAGAGAAACGACAGAGAGAGAGAGCCCCUUGAAUUGAAUUGAAUUGAGAGAGAGAGAUAAAUUACACAGAGAGAGAGAAACGACAGAGAGAGAGAGAAACAUGUUUCCCAUGCCAAUAAAGCCCUUGAAUUGAAUUGAGUUGAAUUGAGAGGUAGAAAGUGACGCAGAGAGACGCGGAGAGAGAUGCAGAGAGAGACGCUGACAGAGACAGAGAGAGAGACAGAGAGAGAGAGGGAGAGAGGGAGAGAGAGAGAGAGACGGAGAGAGAAACGACAGAGAGAGAGAGAAACGACAGAGAGAGACCAUGGCACAGAAAGAGAAGCUCCAGUGUCUGAAGGACUUCCAUAAGGACACGCUGAAGCCUUCCCCGGGGAAGAGCCCUGGCACCCGGCCCGAGGACGAGGCAGAGGGGAAGCCCGUCCAGAGGGAGAAGUGGAACUCCAAACUGGACUUUAUCCUGUCCGUCGCUGGGGGCUUCGUGGGUUUAGGGAACGUCUGGCGUUUCCCAUACCUCUGCUAUAAGAAUGGCGGAGGUGCAUUUCUCAUCCCGUACACUAUCUUCCUCUUUGGCGGCGGUCUCCCUGUGUUCUUCCUGGAGGUGGCCCUGGGACAAUAUACCUCCGAGGGUGGAAUCACCUGCUGGGAAAAACUUUGCCCCAUCUUUACUGGUAUCGGCUACGCUUCUAUUGUGAUCGUGUCUCUCCUGAACAUCUACUACAUAGUGAUCCUGGCCUGGGGUUUGUACUACCUGUUCCAGUGCUUCCAGCCGGAGCUGCCCUGGGCCAAGUGUAAGAACUCCUGGAACACAGACCGCUGUGUGGAGGACACCGUCCGUAAGAACAAGACCCUGAUGCUGGCCGCUAACAUCACCAACUUCACCUCGCCCGUCACUGAGUUCUGGGAACGUAAUGUCCUCAGCAUCUCCAGUGGCAUUGAUGAGAUCGGGGAGGUCAAGUGGGACCUGGCCCUCUGUCUGUUGGGGGUCUGGGUUAUCUGCUUCUUCUGCAUCUGGAAGGGAGUCAAAUCUACCGGAAAGGUUGUUUACGUCACCGCUACCUUCCCCUUCGUCAUGCUGAUCAUUCUGUUGAUCCGCGGCGUCACUCUGCCAGGAGCAUCUGAAGGAAUCAAGUUCUACCUGUACCCAGACCUGCAACGUCUCAAAGACCCCGAGGUUUGGAUUGAUGCUGGCACUCAGAUCUUCUUCUCCUAUGCCAUCUGUCUGGGAGCUAUGACGUCACUGGGGAGCUACAACAAGUACAAAUACAACUGCUAUAGGGACUGUUUGCUGCUGGGAGGCCUGAACAGCGGUACCAGUUUUGUGUCUGGCUUCGCAAUAUUUUCCGUCCUGGGCUUCAUGGCACAAGAGCAAGGGGUGGACAUUGCCGAUGUGGCAGAGUCAGGUCCUGGCUUGGCCUUCAUUGCCUAUCCUAAAGCUGUGUCUAUGAUGCCGCUACCAACCUUCUGGGCUAUCCUCUUCUUCAUCAUGCUUCUGCUGCUGGGUCUCGACAGUCAGUUUGUGGAAGUGGAAGGACAGAUCACUUCCUUGGUGGAUCUGUAUCCCUCCUUCCUAAGGAAGGGUUACCGUCGGGAAAUUUUUAUAGCUAUUGUGUGCUCCAUAAGCUAUCUUCUGGGACUUACCAUGGUUACUAGGGGUGGCAUGUAUGUAUUUCAGCUCUUUGACUACUAUGCAGCCAGCGGAGUGUGCCUUUUGUGGGUUGCAUUCUUUGAAUGUAUUGCUGUAGCCUGGGUUUAUGGCGUUGAUAAUUUCUAUGAUGCGAUUGAAGACAUGAUUGGCUACCGACCAAAUCCCUGGAUGAAAUGGAGCUGGUCUGUGAUCACGCCUCUUCUUUGUGUGGGUUGCUUCAUUUUCUCCUUGGUCAAAUAUAAACCUUUGACGUACAACAAGGUCUACGAGUACCCCGACUGGUCCAUCGGUGUGGGCUGGACUCUGGCCCUGGCUUCUAUGAUCUGUAUUCCUAUGGUGGUGGUCAUCAAGAUCAUCCAGUCCGAUGGACCACUCAUAGAGAGGAUCAAGGCUGUGGCGGCUCCACUAGGAGGUGCUAGCUCCCGUCCAGCCGACCACCGUUCUAAGGGCAAGGCUUGCGAGCUGACCUUCCCGCUGGACCCCAACGGGAACAACGGCCUGAUCAAGCCCACCCACACUAUUGUAGAAACCAUGAUGUGAGCGCUCUCUGUGAGAGGAAAGAUUCUUUUUUUUUUUCUUUUUUAAAUACCCGCUUUCUAUGUUAUUAUACUAUAUUAUCGCUAAACUAGUUGUAGGACCAGGUUUACAUGUAUCUGCACUAGGACGGUUCUUUUUUUGUUUUGUUUUUCUACAGAGGAAGUUACAUUAUUGGAUUUCCUGUCUAUGUUUUUAAUAUUUUUUUAUUAAACUAUUGUUAAGAAUAUUACUGUUAUUCUGAUUGGAUGAAGUUAAAAGUAAAAAAAAAAAAAUUGAUCUCCAAGUCACAUGGAGCAGCAGUAUCUUAUAAGAACAGAAUCAGACAUACCUUCUUAUUUUCCCCCUGUUGAAUUAUUAGUGGUCUGUCUCUAUUUUGGCGUGGAUACUUAAAAAAAGAAAAAGAAAAAAAAGAAGGCUGUAUAAAACCCGGAAGAACGAAAUGUGUGUCGUGGUUUCAGCUGUAACAUUUGAUCAACCUAGUUGCUCUCAGCUUUAACUAAUGUCUAUAGUUACGAUAAUAUCGUGGAGGUGGUGCCUCUUGUAUACAGUGAGAUUAGUCCAGUGUGUUUUGUCGUUGAUGUUUGUUGUAAAAUUUACAGCUGAACCUGAACGUACCUCCACUACUAAGCUGAGUUCAGGGUCCAAGAACAUCUCAUCUACAGUUGCGGGCCACUAAAACAAAAACAAAAAUGAAACCCUGUACCUGUCUGCUGUACCGGGUUUUGUGACAAACAAUUGCUAGAAGGCACUUGAGCAUCUUGACCCAAUUGUUUUGCCAGUUUAUAUAUAUAUAUAUAUAUAUAUAUAUAUAUAUAUAUAUAUAUAACACUGCAGUGCAACCUAACGUUUUAGUGCCAGCAACUGUACUUGGCUGUGGAGGUACAGACCUGUCCUCCCUGUACGGUGUACUGUGUACAUACAGUCAGCCCAACUCCAUUUUAGACUAGACUGCAAUAGGUGUGGACACUACUGCUACGUACCAUCCAUCCAUCCCUGUGCAUACAGUAGCUACAUAAACAUGUGUUUAAAGUCUCUGUUUUAUUAUUUUUACUUAAAUAAUGCAGUGCGUUUUCCUUUUAUUCUUAGUGUUUUAGUCUCUUGUCGUAUUUCUGGCUAUAGACAGAGGACGUGACAUAGUGGCAAGUCAAUGAGAAGCACAACAGCACACUAUAUAACGCAUUUACCAUCUCUUAAGUCUGUCUGUUCCAUGAUUGAUAGGAGUCUAAAGGACCUGCCAUAAUGACAUAAAUACAUUAAUGUAUACUCACCAUACAGUAACUAUUGAAGUACAACUUAAUGUAUAUUCCCCAUACAAUAACUAUUGAAGUACAACUUAAUGUAUACUCCCCAUACAGUAACUAUUGCUCAUUAAGGAACCAUCCAAAUGCAAGCAAACCUCUUAUGAAUCAGAUCUUUCCAUUGAAUUGCUGUAGGCUAGGUCAGUGAAAUUCUGAUGUAAUUGAUUAAUAUAGUAAUUGACUAAUAUACUAACUAAUAAUAUCCACUCCCUGCAGCCUUCUCACACUAAGCUUAGUUUCAAAUAUUAUAUCAGUACAGCUUUUAAAAGAGGCAGAAACAAUUCAAACAAAAGCCUGUUGAGAUUUGGAGCGUUUAUGAUUCACAAUGCAAAGAUAUUCUUCACAAUGCAAAGAUAUUCUGUCGUUCUGCCCCUGAACAGGCAGUUAACCCACUGUUCCUAGGCCGUCAUUGAAAUUAAGAAUUUGUUCUUAACUGACUUGCCUAGUUAAAUAAAGGUAAAAUAAAUAAAAAUUAAACAUUGUGUCUUAGUGUCACACUUGGGUUGAGACAUACUCUUGUCGUAAAGAAUGUUGCUAAAAUAAAAUAGCGCUCACACAUUUCAUAUAAAGAGGCACCAUUUCUUCAGGCCUAUAACGGAGAUGCUACAGGGAACGGUCUUACAUUAAAGACAUUUAGCAGACGAUCUUAUCCAGAGCAACUUACAGAAGUGAAUAUAUACAUCUUUGUACUGAUCCACCGUAGGAAUCGAACCCACAAGCGUUGCAAGCACCACACUCUACCAAAUCAAAAGUGUAUUUGUCACGUGCGCCGAAUACAACAGGUAGUUAGCUAGCUAGUUACCUGUAACAAAUCGCAAGUAGUUAGCUAGCUAGAUACCUGUAACAAAUCACCAGUAGUUAGCUAGGUAUCUAGCUAGCUAGACCUAACAGUGAAAUCCUUACUUACAAGCCCUUAACCAACAGUGCAAUUUUCAAGUAAAAAAUAGGUAUUAUGUAAACAAUAGAUAAGUAAAUCAAUUUAAAAAACAGUACAAUGAAAGUGAAAUUAACAGUAGCGAGGCUAUAUACAGGUGGUACCGGUACAGGGUUAAUGUGGAGGCUAUAUACAGGUCGUACCGGUACAGGGUCAAUGUGGAGGCUAUAUACAGGUGGUACCGGUACAGGGUUAAUGUGGAGGCUAUAUACAGGGGGUACCAGUACAGGGUUAAUGUGGAGGCUAUAUACAGGUGGUACCGGUACAGAGUCAAUGUGGAGGCUAUAUACAGGGGGUACCGGUACAGGGUUAAUGUGGAGGCUAUAUACAGGGGGUACCAGUACAGGGUCAAUGUGGAGGCUAUAUACAGGGGGCACCGGUACAGAGUCAAUGUGGAGGCUAUAUACAGGUGGUACCGGUACAGGGUUAAUGUGGAGGCUAUAUACAGGUGGUACCGGUACAGGGUCAAUGUGGAGGCUAUAUACAGGUGGUACCGGUACAGGGUCAAUGUGGAGGCUAUAUGCAGGUGGUACCGGUACAGAGUCAAUGUGGAGGCUAUAUACAGGGGGUACCGGUACAAAGAUAUUCUUCACAAUGCAAAGAUAUUCUUCUUAGAAUGAAAUGUUGAAAUGUGAACUCCCACGUAGUGAAUGGAAACUUUGGUUGAUUCUAUUUACGUUGAAUAUUUUUAUUUUAAAUGUUGUUGUAUACAAUUAGAAAACGUUUAUUUUUACUUUGAUUGUUUUUCUAUCACAUUUUUUUGCCUUUUUGUAUUCAAAAUGUAAAAUGUAAAAAUGGCCAGCCCGUCUCCACACUUCCUGAGGAUGAAACGUCAUUUAACAACUUGCUGUUAAUCAACAAAACUGCAAUUUGUAAUGUGCAAUACUUUGUAGAAAGAUAAGUCUGUUUUCCACUCUGUUUUUUAUUUAUUUUGGAAGUAUGGAGAAAAGAGGAAAAAACAUUCUAAAACAAUGCGAGAGACAAAAAAACUACAAUUUCAGGGGCCAAUGAAAACCACAAAAUGUUAUGCCAUAAUAUCAACAAAGAAACAAUGUUCAUUGCAGUAGUAUCAUUCUCUGUCAUAACACACAGACACACACAAUUUGAUUCAUCUUUAUCAACAUAUAUACACAAAUAUUGUCGCAAUGAAAGUAAUCCUGCCAUUUUAUAACUAUUGACUCAAUAGUCUGAAUUGACCUGUGAUGUACAGGUGACAUUCUAAAAUGACGUACAGGUGACAUUCUAAAAUGACGUACAGGUGACAUUCUAAAAUGACGUACAGGUGACAUUCUACAAUGACGUACAGGUGACAUUCUAAAAUGACGUACAGGUGACAUUCUACAAUGACGUACAGGUGACAUUCUAAAAUGACGUACAGGUGACAUUCUAAAAUGACGUACAGGUGACAUUCUAAAAUGACGUACAGGUGACAUUCUAAAAUGACGUACAGGUGACAUUCUACAAUGACGUACAGGUGACAUUCUAAAAUGACGUACAGGUGACAUUCUAAAAUGACGUACAGGUGACAUUCUAAAAUGACGUACAGGUGACAUUCUACAAUGACGUACAGGUGACAUUCUAAAAUGACGUACAGGUGACAUUCUAAAAUGACGUACAGGUGACAUUCUAAAAUGACGUACAGGUGACAUUCUAAAAUGAUGUACAGGUGACAUUCUAAAAUGACGUGCAGGUGACAUUCUAAAAUGACGUACAGGUGGGUGACAUUCUAAAAUGAUGCUGCCACCAAACUUAGGCCUACCUGUGAUUCAGAGGUGUUAAAUGUGGAAGACAUUUCAGUUGAAUGCAUUCAGUUGUUUAACUGACGAGGUAUCCCCUUUUACUUUUACCAUAGUGCUGUUAGUUUGUAUAGGAGAUUAUGACCCGCAGAAAUUAAACGCGAGUAGUUAGCUAGCUAGAUACCUGUAACAAAUCACUAGUAGUUAGCUAGCUAGGUACCUGUAACAAAUCACUAGUAGUUAGCUAGCUAGAUACCUGUAACAAAUCACUAGUAGUUAGCUAGCUAGGUACCUGUAACAAAUCACUAGUAGUUAGCUAGCUAGGUACCUGUAACAAAUCGCUAGUAGUUAGCUAGCUAGAUACCUGUAACAAAUCACUAGUAGUUCGCUAGCUAGGUACCUGCAACAAAUGACUAGUAGUUCGCUAGCUAGGUGCCUUACAGGUGCCGUAUCAAAGAAGCUCACUGAAAACCAAAUGAAAAAGCAUUAUUAUGGUGAAGAUAAUGGCACCCAGUCCAUCGCUGGAGAUUGGAGAAAUCUAUCACAGAUAGAAAACAUAAUGUUAAACUUCUUUAACUCUCCUGCCUCGUAUACAUUACAUUACAUACCUUCAUAAGAAUGUACAAGGGGAAAUGUUUUUAAUCCAUAAAGAAGAAACCUUUUUAAAAAUACAAUUUGAAAGAUUUUAUUUUUUAUUUCUAUGGCGCUAAAUAACCUGUAAAGCAAAAAUGUGUAUUUAAAACGAGGGUUUUACCGAGAAAAACGUAAAAUCUUUUUAUUUCUAAAUAAAAAAAAAAUAUUUGUUAAAAAAGCCUUUGCUCAUGUGCAGUGAGAGUGUCCCAUGGUGAGUCUAUAGGGCACAUUAUAAAGCAGCCAGCUUGCACUUUAGUCAUUCAACAUCAUAAUUAUCCAUAUAAUAAAUCAUAAUAAUAGAUUGGAUUUAUAUGGAGCUUUUCCAGAUGCAUUACAUAGCAAAAAGGGGGGGGGGGGGGAGUCACCUCAUCCACCACCAUUGUGAAGCAUGGCGGCCAUUUUGGAGAAUCAACUCCCACCACAUAUCCGCUAUCAUGACGGAGAGGUGAGGAGGACCUAUUGCUGGGUGUAUGGACCCAGUGCUCCCUCCCAAACCCCCACACUAGGGGGCUAAGACCGCUACACCACAGGCUUAUCCAGGGCAGUUUAGCCUCUUGUCCCCUAUCACCCCACAACAAGGCUGCUUCCAAGACAAAUUACUUAAGAGGCUUGUGUAGUUAGUACUACACAUUCACUUUGGGGCGGCAGGGUAGCCUAGUGGUUAGAGUGUAGAGGCGGCAGGGUAGCCUUAGUGGUUAGAGUGUAGAGGUGGCAGGGUAGCCUAGUGGUUAGAGUGUAGAGGCGGCAGGGUAGCCUUAGUGGUUAGAGUGUAGAGGCGGCAGGGUAGCCUUAGUGGUUAGAGUGUAGAGGCGGCAGGGUAGCCUAGUGGUUAGAGUGUAGAGGCGGCAGGGUAGCCUAGUGGUUAGAGUGUAGAGGCGGCAGGGUAGCCUAGUGGUUAGAGUGUAGAGGCGGCAGGGUAGCCUAGUGGUUAGAGUGUAGAGGUGGCAGGGUAGCCUAGUGGUUAGAGCGUUGGACUAGUAACCGAAAGGUUGCAAGUUCGAACCCCCGAGCUGACAAGGUACAAAUCUGUCGUUCUGCCCCUGAACAGGCAGUUAACCCACUGUUCCUAGGCCGUCAUUGAAAAUAAGAAUUUGUUCUUAACUGACUUGCCUAGUAAAAUAAAGGUAAAAUAAAUAAAAAUUAAACAUUGUGUCUUAGUGUCACACUUGGGUUGAGACAUACUCUUGUCGUAGAGAAUGUUGCUAAAAUAAAAUAGCGCUCACACAUUUCAUAUAAAGAGGCACCAUUUCUUCAGGCCUAUAACGGAGAUGCUACAGGGAACGGUCUUACAUUAAAGACAUUUAGCAGACGAUCUUAUCCAGAGCAACUUACAGAAGUGAAUAUAUACAUCUUUGUACUGAUCCACCGUAGGAAUCGAACCCACAAGCGUUGCAAGCACCACACUCUACCAAAUCAAAAGUGUAUUUGUCACGUGCGCCGAAUACAACAGGUAGUUAGCUAGCUAGUUACCUGUAACAAAUCGCAAGUAGUUAGCUAGCUAGAUACCUGUAACAAAUCACCAGUAGUUAGCUAGGUAUCUAGCUAGCUAGACCUAACAGUGAAAUCCUUACUUACAAGCCCUUAACCAACAGUGCAAUUUUCAAGUAAAAAAUAGGUAUUAUGUAAACAAUAGAUAAGUAAAUCAAUUUAAAAAACAGUACAAUGAAAGUGAAAUUAACAGUAGCGAGGCUAUAUACAGGUGGUACCAGUACAGAGUCAAUGUGGAGGCUAUAUACAGGGGGUCCUGGUACAGAGUCAAUGUGGAGGCUAUAUACAGGUGGUACCGGUACAGGGUCAAUGUGGAGGCUAUAUACAGGGGGUACCAGUACAGAGUCAAUGUGGAGGCUAUAUACAGGGGGUACCAGUACAGGGUCAAUGUGGAGGCUAUAUACAGGGGGCACCGGUACAGAGUCAAUGUGGAGGCUAUAUACAGGUGGUACCGGUACAGAGUCAAUGUGGAGGCUAUAUGCAGGUGGUACCGGUACAGAGUCAAUGUGGAGGCUAUAUACAGGUGGUACCGGUACAGAGUCAAUGUGGAGGCUAUAUACAGGUGGUACCGGUACAGAGUCAAUGUGGAGGCUAUAUACAGGUGGUACCGGUACAGAGUCAAUGUGGAGGCUAUAUACAGGGGGUCCUGGUACAGAGUCAAUGUGGAGGCUAUAUACAGGGGGGUACUGGUACAGAGUCAAUGUGGAGUCUAUAUACAGGGGGUACUGGUACAGAGUCAAUGUGGAGUCUAUAUACAGGGGGUCCUGGUACAGAGUCAAUGUGGAGGCUAUAUACAGGGGGUACUGGUACAGAGUCAAUGUGGAGUCUAUAUACAGGGGUACUGGUACAGAGUCAAUGUGGAGGCUAUAUACAGGGGGUACUGGUACAGAGUCAAUGUGGAGUCUAUAUACAGGGGGUACUGGUACAGAGUCAAUGUGGAGUCUAUAUACAGGGGGUCCUGGUACAGAGUCAAUGUGGAGGCUAUAUACAGGGGGUACUGGUACAGAGUCAAUGUGGAGGCUAUAUACAGGGGGUACUGGUACAGAGUCAAUGUGGAGUCUAUAUACAGGGGUACUGGUACAGAGUCAAUGUGGAGUCUAUAUACAGGGGGUCCUGGUACAGAGUCAAUGUGGAGGCUAUAUACAGGGGGUACUGGUACAGAGUCAAUGUGGAGUCUAUAUACAGGGGGUCCUGGUACAGAGUCAAUGUGGAGGCUAUAUACAGGGGGUACUGGUACAGAGUCAAUGUGGAGGCUAUAUACAGGGGGUACUGGUACAGAGUCAAUGUGGAGUCUAUAUACAGGGGGUCCUGGUACAGAGUCAAUGUGGAGGCUAUAUACAGGGGGUACUGGUACAGAGUCAAUGUGGAGUCUAUAUACAGGGGGUCCUGGUACAGAGUCAAUGUGGAGGCUAUAUACAGGGGGUACUGGUACAGAGUCAAUGUGGAGUCUAUAUACAGGGGGUCCUGGUACAGAGUCAAUGUGGAGGCUAUAUACAGGGGGAUACUGGUACAGAGUCAAUGUGGAGUCUAUAUACAGGGGGUACUGGUACAGAGUCAAUGUGGAGUCUAUAUACAGGGGGUCCUGGUACAGAGUCAAUGUGGAGGCUAUAUACAGGGGGGUACUGGUACAGAGUCAAUGUGGAGUCUAUAUACAGGGGUACUGGUACAGAGUCAAUGUGGAGUCUAUAUACAGGGGGUCCUGGUACAGAGUCAAUGUGGAGGCUAUAUACAGGGGGGUACUGGUACAGAGUCAAUGUGGAGUCUAUAUACAGGGGGUACUGGUACAGAGUCAAUGUGGAGUCUAUAUACAGGGGGUCCUGGUACAGAGUCAAUGUGGAGGCUAUAUACAGGCACCGGUUAGUCGGGCUAAUUGCACAUGUAGGUAUAGUUAAAGUGACUAUACAUAGAUGAUAAACAGAGAGUGGCAGCAGCGUAAAAGAGGGGUUGGCGGGACACAAUGCAAAUAAUUCAGGUAGCCAAUGGGCCACCGUCUGGUCGGGCUAAUUGAGGUAAUAUGUAGUUGAAUGUAUUGAGCCACAUGGCGAUCUCACCAUACAUAACGAUGACUGAAUACGCGGCGAGUUAUUGGCCUAACAUUAAACACGAUCGCGGUUAUCAAAUAAAUCUUCAUUUGGGAUCAAUUUUACACAACAUGUUACAUAAAUAUGUAUCUGCAGAAAGACAAAAAUGUCAUUUGAAAAUGACGGAGAAGAUGAAAUCUGUUCCCAUUAAUUCAAUGCUACGAUAGUCCAUUAUUAUAAUUCAUUAACACAGCAGGUAUGCAAGGGACACAUUAUGUUGAAAUUGAACACGACAUUUAGUAUAGUAGAAAAUAGCAGAUAUAGAUAAUGUUUUUUAUUUUGACUGUAUCUGUCUUGGAAUGAGCUUGACCUAUGGAGACAUAGCCUGGUCCCAGAUCAGUUUAUGCUGUCUGGUCGACCCCUAUGGUCCUGACUCACCAUAGGAGUUAAUAAAAACAGAACAGAUCUGGGACCAGGCUAGAGAAUCCAUGCUUCAUCAAUCAGAUUAGCAACGCAGCCCCACCUCUCCUACUGUAACUGUGAUCCUGCUGCCUGUGAUGUGGUGAACAUUGGAUGGACUUGGAUGUGUUUCUUAGAGCGUCUAACAGCUCCUCUCCUAUUUAUUUCCCAAGUACCUUAUAAAGACCAAACUGAUUGAUGUGGCAAUAUAUGACCUCUAUUGUACUACUGUUCUUCAUACCAUUGCUUUGUGCUGUUAUUUACUGGUUUUUACAUUUCUAGUGAUGAUAAAAAAGCAUAUUUUUAGUAAGUAUCCUUUGCUUUGAUAUAGGUGACAUUUGUAAUUUGACAACUUUGUGAGGGAAAAGUGAAAAAUAAACAUCUUUAAAAAAUAUA